Molecule: messenger RNA, 1734 nt
Organism: Entamoeba invadens IP1
Lineage: Eukaryota; Evosea; Mastigamoebida; Endamoebidae
Exons: 1
Coding region: 1-1734 (577 amino acids)
Source: RefSeq, a predicted model, not a curated record
AUGAAGCAAUUAGACGGAUUUCACAUCAUGGUUGUUGCAAAAUAUUUUACAACAAUUAACGACCUUAUUUCGCUUUCAAUGGUUUGCAAGAAAUAUUCAGAAACACUCAGUAAGUUUCAUUACAAUCCGGUACCUUUGACAUUGAAAACAAUAAAAUAUUUCGACCAUUUAGAGACUUUAAUUCUCUGGCUUUUUAUACCAAAUAAUAACAAUUAUCUGAAUUUUUCAAAAAUGAAUUCUGUGUUUUUUAAAAAUUAUUUCCAAAUUGUUGUUUGCGAAGAAAUUGAUUACAAGACAGUCACAGACACACUCAAAAUGUAUUCCGACAAUAAGUUUUCGACUUCCACAAAUUCGCAACAAAAGAAAAUGAAUAAAAUUGUUUUUAAAAAUGUGGUAUACACACAGACAGACAACCAACUCAAACUACCAAUGACUGAACUUAUCACCAAUAUUGGGUUAAACUGUUUUUCAAAUGACACGACUAUGACUUCAAUUCAUAUUCCAAUCAGUGUGACUUGUAUUGGGGUUCACUCAUUUUCGCGUUGCAAUUUAUUACAGACGAUAGUAUUACCAAAGUCACUCAGAACAAUUGACGAUGCUGCUUUUGAUUCGUGUACUUUCAAAGAAAUCGAAUUUCCAAGUCGCCUCACGUCUAUAUGCAAUUACGUGUUUGAGUAUUGUCGCAAAUUGUCUUCAAUCACAUUCCCAAAGCAUUUGAAAUCAAUUGGAGUUAAUGGAUUUUCGAACUGCGAUUCCUUGAAAAGUGUGUCAUUGCCAAAUACACUGAGCAACCUUGGUAUUUCGGCUUUUGAAAAUUGUGAAAGUUUGAGUGCAGUGACUUUAUCAACUCGUUUAGAUGUAUUGAGCGAUUCACUUUUUCGAAGUUGUGUAAAUUUACAUAAAAUAAAAAUUCCACAAAAAGUCAAACGAAUUGGAAUGAAGUGUUUUUAUGAUUGUUCUACGUUGAGUAUAAUUCAAUUAAAUGAUAGCCUUCAAUUUAUUGGAGAAAGUAGUUUCGAAUGUUGUUCGUUAUUACCUUCGAUUGAUAUCCCAGACACAGUCACUUUUAUUCAAAGUUCGGCGUUUAAAAGUUGCACUUCUUUAAAGACGAUAACCCUUUCAACGUCGUUAACCAGUUUACCUCCAUUUAUGUUUGAGUAUUGUUUUUCAUUGUCAAAUAUAGAAAUACCAUUCAAUGUUUCUUUAAUUGGGGAAAGUUGCUUUGAAGGGUGUUGUUCACUCAGUGAAAUUUAUAUUCCAGAAGGUAUUAAAUUUUUACCAAAAAGUUGUUUUAAUAAUUGUUCUUCUCUUUCUGAUAUUAGCAUACCAUAUACAGUCACUGAAUUUUAUAAUAAAUGUUUUGGUGGAUGUCUUUCUAUUACCAAUUUUGAUAUUCCAGAAAAUGUCGAACAAAUUGGAAACAAUUGUUUUGAGGGGUGCACAAAUUUGAGUAAAAUUACAUUCAACGACAAUGUGAAAUGUAUUCCGGAUUACUGUUUUUCUUGUUGUCAAAAAUUGGAAACAAUUAAACAUUUGGAAAAUAUAAUUAGUAUUGGUGAGUAUUGCUUUUCAAAAUGCGUUAAUUUGAACUAUAUCGAAUUUGGAGAAAAUUUAAAAUUUUUGAAUAAAAUGUGCUUUGACAUGUGCUCGAGUUUAUGGGGAUUUAAAAUGCCAAUGAAUAUGUUAGAUCUUAGUUUAUCGGAACUGGGAUUAAAAACAAAACAGAUCAAGUGA